AAAUAACUGACACAGAAAAACUGAAGGUGGCAAAUUAGUAAAACCACAGUCCAAAGAGCAUAGAAAGGUUCCCGUAAACAAAGGGAAAGGAAGAAACGUAGACAGACGGAGCCAUAAGACUCGCUCCAUUGUCCAAAACCAUCUCUCUCAAAACACACAUCCAUUCUCUAUCUCAAUCAAUCUAUCUCUUACCCCUCGGAAUAUUUGCGGUUGAGAGAGAAACCCACACAGAAAACCUUUGAUUGUUUUCUGUUAACAAAACUUCUUUUGUCGUGUGCAGAUAAAUAAGUGAAAGCCUGAAAAAAUUUCAGAUCUACUGCUCUGCAUCUGCUCUCAACUGUAAGGAGGCCUUCGCUUUUGGACCAAAUGUCAGCUGUGCCAGAUCGGCGUGACCCUUUAGCCGGCUUGACUCUUGACGCCAUCUUGGCUAAUAAAAGAAUUCUGUCCCCACCGCCUCCUCCCCCACCUCCGCCGGAAACUUCUUCAGGCCGCACGCUUCUUGAUAUAAUCCGCGACGAGGACCCUGUUAACAGAAACGUUGGUCACAAAGACAGGAGAAGUUGGAAAAUCUUCCGGGACCGGCUUCGGCUCAAGCGCGCCGGCGCUGCUUGGACCUCGAGCGUGCCUAUUCCGACUUCGGAUAUCCCUAUCUUGGGUAGUAGUGUCAAUCAUGGGUCGCAACUUUCUCGGCGCUCUUCGGUCAGGUUACAAACAAUCCCCUCCAAUAACUUGGGCGAGUCAACUCAGCCGAUGAGUCAGCCUGAAGAUCCAGCUUUCAUUUCCAGACCUCUGUUCACACGCCGGAGCUCGACUAGAUUUGCCACGAGUCCAAUUUCAACCGGCUCAACUCAAAACGAUGACACGCAGGAUACUUCCAUGCCUAGUGAAGUUCCGCCGUCUCGUAGCUUCAGGCCUCAGAUGUCCCGCCAUAACUCGACGCGGUUUCCGUCAUCGAACCCCGAUUCCGACGAGACCUACGUUGACCCUUUCGACGUUGCGCGGGAGGGAACUCGGCGGCUGGCAGUGGUGUUGGCGGAGGAGAGAGCUUUGUCCGCACGUGAGGCUGUUGCAGCCCAACAGGCUGCAGAAGCAGAGGCUGCUGCUGCGGCAGAAGCAGAAGAAACAGCGGCGGCGGAAACCGCUACAACAACGAAUGCUGCAUCUACAGCCUCGGCUGAAGUACCGCGGCCGGUGAGGAUGUCAUUAAUGGAUUUGCUAGAGGAGACUGAUAGACAGAUGGGGUUGGAGGGGUCUAGGUACUCAAUGAGUGCUGAAGAUGACGAGGAAGAGGAAGAAGAAGAAGAAGGAGGUGGCGUGGAAGAAAAUGCAGGAGGGAUAGAGUAUAAUUGCUGCGUUUGCAUGGUGAGGCAUAAAGGUGCGGCGUUUAUACCAUGUGGACAUACGUUUUGCAGAUUGUGUUCAAGGGAGCUUUGGGUUCAGAGGGGAAAUUGUCCCUUAUGCAACGGUUUCAUUUUGGAAAUACUUGACAUAUUUUGAUUUUUCAAAAUAUGUAAAGAAAAAAGAA
Pistacia vera is the source of this 1525-nucleotide messenger RNA. Its product is annotated as E3 ubiquitin-protein ligase complex slx8-rfp subunit slx8. The coding region runs from base 367 to 1497 and encodes 376 amino acids. The transcript is spliced from 3 exons. The record is from RefSeq and is a predicted model, not a curated record. NCBI's taxonomy places the organism in Eukaryota, Viridiplantae, Streptophyta, Magnoliopsida, Sapindales, Anacardiaceae.